This is a messenger RNA of Carassius auratus (goldfish), 3925 nucleotides long. Its product is annotated as formin-like protein 1. Gene Ontology annotation, cellular component: cytosol. Gene Ontology annotation, biological process: regulation of cell shape; cell migration; cortical actin cytoskeleton organization. The transcript is spliced from 26 exons. Gene Ontology annotation, molecular function: small GTPase binding; actin filament binding. The record is from RefSeq and is a predicted model, not a curated record. The coding region runs from base 1 to 3288 and encodes 1095 amino acids. Lineage: Eukaryota; Metazoa; Chordata; Actinopteri; Cypriniformes; Cyprinidae.
AUGGGCAACGCUGCCGGCGGGUUGGAGCAGGUGGAUGGUCCUGAGACCAAAGGCUCAACAGGAGGCUCAAACGCUGCUCCCACCACAUCCAAAAAGAAAUGUGCCCCUACUAAACUACCCAUGCCUCCUGAGGAAGAGCUAGAAGAACGCUUCAGUGUGGUUUUGAGCUCCAUGAAUCUGCCUCCUGACAAGAUGAAGCUCCUGAGUCAGUAUGACAAUGAGAAGAAAUGGGAGCUGGUCUGCGAUCAGGAGCGAUUUCAGGUGAAAAACCCUCCCUCGGCUUACCUGACUAAAAUCAAGAGCUUCUACCAGGACCAGGGUGGAGUUGCACGCAGGUUCAAGAAACGUGUGCAGGAGUCAACUCAAGUCCUGAGAGAGCUGGAGAUCUCGCUGAGAACCAAUCACAUUGGGUGGGCUCAGGAGUUUCUGAACGAGGAAAACCAAGGCUUGGAUGUCCUGGUGGACUACUUGUCUUAUGCACAAAGUGAUGCGCCGUUUGAGGUGGAGUCUGUGGAAAACGGCGGAUCUGUAUCAGACAACAGAAGGUUGUCAGAGAGAUCAGUGGAGGAUCUAGCCAAAAAUGUGAACCAUUCUUCCACACAUGGCGUGGGCAGAGCGGCCCGUGCAUUCACUGUCCGAAUAAGUAACUUGACCCAUAGCAGAAAAACUAUGCGAAACGCCCGAUUGGCCACCCAAAGAGAUGACGUUCACCUCUGCAUUAUGUGUCUGCGUGCUAUCAUGAAUUAUCAGUCUGGGUUCAAUUUAGUCAUGACUCACCCCAGAUGUGUCAAUGAAAUUACACUCAGCCUCAACAACAAAAACCCCAGGACUAAGGCUCUUGUGCUGGAGCUGUUGGCUGCAGUGUGUCUGGUUCGAGGAGGACAUGACAUUAUCAUCUCAGCCUUUGAUAACUUUAAAGAAGUGAGUGGAGAGAAGAACCGCUUUGAGAAGCUAAUGGAGUACUUCAUGUAUGACGACAGCAAUAUAGACUUCAUGGUGGCUUGCAUGCAGUUCAUAAACAUUGUGGUCCACUCAGUGGAGAACAUGAACUUCCGUGUGCACCUUCAGUAUGAGUUUACCCAGCUGGGUCUCGACCAGUACUUAGAGUCCUUAAAGGAGAUGGAAAGUGAGAAGUUGCAAGUACAGAUCCAGGCGUACUUGGAUAAUGUGUUUGAUGUUGGAGCUCUGCUGGAGGAUGCAGAAAAUAAAGGGGAAAUAAUGGAGCAAUUUACAGAACUGCAGGAGACCAAUGCACAGCUGAAUGCCAGAUUGCAGGAAUAUGAGAAUGGAGCAAUGGAAAAAAUGGCAGAACUAGAGCAACAACUAAUGCAGGCCACCAAAGAGUCAGCACUGCUUAAGGAGAGUUUGCGAGAGUCCUGUGCCCAAGUAAGCACCUUGCAGCAGCGAGAACGAGAAAGAGAGAUUCAGAGAGAGAGAGAACGAGAGCAGGAGCGUCAGUCACAGCCCUCCCAGGUAGAGAGAGAGAGAUUCAGAAAGGCGAGUGAAAAGGAGUCCGUACUGGAGGAGAAGCUGAGGGGACUGGAGGAGAAGGGCCUAGUCCGACUGGAGCGCACAGCCUCUGGGAGCUUGGACAUCGAAGUGAUUCCAGUCACCAUAGAGAAAAUUGUUACUCAAACAGUGACUGUGUCAGAUCCAGCUUCUCAAACACCGUCCCCUCCAGCCGCAGCACCGCCUCCACCUCCACCUCCACCUCCUCCUCCUCCACCUGGAGCUGCGGCGCCCCCUCCUCCUCCUCCUCCACCUCCUCCUCCUGGAUGUGAAGGUAUUCCACCUCCCCCUCCUCCUCCUCCUCCUGGUGGAGGUCCUCCACCACCCCCACCUCCACCUGGCUGUGGACCACCACCCCCUCCAGGAGCUCCUCCUGCCCCUGGGGCUGAAACAGGAGAAGGACCAAAGGAACGUAAACCAGUUCAACCAAAGUUUAGGAUGCCUCUGUUGAACUGGCAGGCCUUGAAGCCCAAUCAAGUGACGGGAACGGUGUUUAGCGAGCUGAAUGAUGAGCAACUGUUAGGGGAGCUGAAUAUGGAUGUAUUUGCAGAAGUGUUUAGAACCAAGGCUCAAGGUCCUCCUACAGAUCUCUCCAAGCUCAAGGUUAAGGUGGUUGAGAAGGCACCUAGUAAGGUGUCCCUGUUGGAGGCAAACAAAGCCAAAAACCUUGCUAUCACCCUCCGCAAGGGAGGCAUGAGCCCCAAUGACAUCUGCACAGCCAUUGAGAGAUAUGAUCAGCAGUCUCUGAGUCUGGACUUUCUGGAGCUUCUGGAACGUUUUAUCCCAUCGGAGUAUGAGAUGAAGCUACUGCAGAACUACGAGAAGGAAGGGCGGUCACUAGAGGACCUGAGCGAGGAGGACCGAUUCAUAAGCCGCUUUGGUAAAAUCCCACGCCUUGCUCAGCGAAUCAACACCCUCACUUUCAUGGGCAACUUCCCAGAGAGCAUGAAACGUCUGCAGCCGCAACUAGAUGCAAUCAUUGCAGCUUCCGUGUCCCUCAAGUCUUCAUCAAAGCUGAAGAAGAUGUUAGAGAUCAUCUUGGCUUUUGGGAACUACAUGAACAGCAGUAAAAGAGGAGCAGCGUAUGGGUUCCGUCUGCAGAGUCUUGAUCUGCUGUUGGACACUAAGUCCACAGACCGCACACAGACUUUGAUGCACUUCAUUGCGAAUAUGGUGCAGGAGAAAUACCCUGAGCUUGCCUCCUUCCACACUGAACUCCGUUUUGUAGACAAGGCUGCUCUGGUGUCUUUGGACAGUGUGCUCCAGGAUGUGAGAUCUCUGGAGAGAGGGAUGGAAGGGACCAAGAAGGAGUUCCUGGUGCAGGACGACAUCCCGGCGCUGAAAGAGUUUGUAAAGGCUAACAGUGAUAUGUUAGACUUGCUUGUUAAAGACGGCAAGACAGCACAGGAGGCAUACACGUCUGUAGUGGAGUACUACGGAGAGAAUCCGAAGACGACACAGCCUUCCAUGUUCUUCCCACUCUUCGUCAGGUUCAUCAAAGCUUAUAAGCAAGCAGAACAAGACAAUGAACUGAAGAAGAAACAAGAGAUUGCGGCAGAAGAACAGGCGACUCCUUCCCCAAAGAAGAAAGAUAGCACUCCUCAAAAGGGUCCCAUGAUGCCCAAAAUGCCUCAGAUGGACCUGAUUGCAGAGCUGAAGAAAAGACAGGUGAAGCCCCAAGUCACAGACGGGGCCAUCGAGGGCAUUAUUACAGAUUUGAGAAAUUCACCCUACAGAAGAGCUGAUGGUCGGAGAGCAAAUCCACGACAAGAAAACUGAGGGUUACCUUCGGAGCUUUCUCUCCUUCCCACCACACACUUCUGUACUUAUCACCUGGUCUUAUUCUUUAUAUAAUAAAACAUUUUUCAUCUGUACAGAGAUACAUAAAAUGACUGCCAAACAUACACAGCAACAGAUGGUGCACACAAACAAAGAGUCACACUAACAGACACCCAUCAUCACACACACUUGCAUAUACUGUUUGCUUGGAUACACGUAACCUUUUGAGAAUGUUUCAAAUAAUUGUACAUAAGGCAAAAAAAUAUUUUUUUUGUACCGUUGCAAAUGCUCCUGAAUAUGUAAACAAUGCCUUAAGCUUCAGUUUUCACGUUUUGCUGUGUUAAUAUCGUUAAUGAAAUUGUAAAAAGUGCUCACAGAUGAAGGCACUUUUAAUACAGCCUGGUGAUAAGAAUUCUUCGAGAUUUGAUUAAAACAUUGAAAACAUUGUACAGUAAGACAUUUCAUUUAUUAUGAGAAACCCCAAAAAUUAAAGACUCUGUAGAAAUAUUGUCAUAGAAGAGAGCUGUACUUUAUUAGACACACAACCACAGCAAGUAUGUACAAAAGGUUUCAGCUCUCAACGAUUUCUCACAGGAAAAAAUAAAUAAAUAAAUAAGUCACAUUUCUCACAAAGUUA